Molecule: messenger RNA, 2419 nt
Organism: Sinocyclocheilus anshuiensis
Lineage: Eukaryota; Metazoa; Chordata; Actinopteri; Cypriniformes; Cyprinidae
Product: probable ATP-dependent RNA helicase ddx6
Exons: 14
Coding region: 688-2157 (489 amino acids)
Molecular function (GO): RNA helicase activity; nucleic acid binding; ATP binding
Source: RefSeq, a predicted model, not a curated record
ACCUCAGAUGUGCAGCCUCAAAACGAAGCCCACUGACGUCCAUGUCGCUCGACCGUGUUGACAGAAAUACAACAAAGAGACGAGCUGCUUGUAGCGACAUGAUAAAUACCACGUUAAUUACCAAGUAAUUUACCUCACAUAUAUGGCAACAUAGGAAACUGACAUAAGUAAAGGUGGCACAGGUGUGGGCACAACUGGAUGUCAACACAGAGGAAAGGACAUUUGAGACAUUUGAGAGUUAAACUGCAUCUGAAGAAGUAAAAGUGCGAAUCGGCAGCCAGAAGACCACAAAGCACUGUUUGCAUACUGUAAAUAUUGCAGAAGUGUAGACACGAAAAGAAAGUUCUGGUCUAGGUCUUUCUGUAGUUCAGAUUGCCUUAGCAGACAAGUUCUUUAUUACACCUGUCCAGGUAUAAUUUUCUAUACUGUGUGCAAUAUUUAUUCACAUAAAUAUUUAUUUCUCUUCUUUUAGAAGAGCCCUUGUAAUAAAUCUUGUGUGGCAGCAUUGCUCUGAAUUAUUGAGCCUAAGCUGUAUGAAGAAUUUAUAAAUAUCUGAUAAGAUUCUUUAGUGACACUUUUUAUUGAGGCCUUGUGGACACUGUGAAUGGUUCACUAGGUCUUAUUAGACCUUAGUAAGGCAUUAGAAAAGUGAAAAAGACAUGGAAAAGCUUUAGAAACUUAAAACAAAUGGCAACAAAGAUGGAGAACAUUGGGCCUGCUGUCAUAGGUUUAAACACACACAAUAGGCAUGUUAUAGGACAGCCUAAAGGCCGCUCUCAGUUAGGGCCCCAAUCUGUGAGUUCUCAGCCUGGAAAGGAGCCCAUGGGGACCCAGAAACCAGCCAAUGCAUCUCAGGAAGGACCUGGAAUCAGGUUUGGUGAUGACUGGAAAAAAAGCCUACUGCUCCCGGCUAAGGACAAUAGAGUAAAAACUUCUGAUGUGACUGCAACCAAAGGGAAUGAGUUUGAGGACUACUGUCUAAAGAGAGAGCUGCUGAUGGGCAUUUUUGAGAUGGGCUGGGAAAAGCCCUCCCCCAUUCAGGAGGAGAGUAUUCCUAUUGCCCUUUCUGGCCGCGAUAUACUGGCUCGUGCCAAAAACGGGACCGGAAAGAGUGGUGCAUACCUUAUCCCCCUUCUGGAGAGAAUUGACAUAAAAAAGGAUCAUAUCCAGGCCAUUGUGAUAGUUCCCACUCGUGAACUGGCUCUGCAAGUCAGUCAGAUCAGUAUUCAGAUCAGCAAGCACCUGGGUGGAGUCAAGGUCAUGGCAACCACAGGUGGGACCAACCUACGAGAUGAUAUCAUGCGCCUGGAUGAGGAGGUUCAUGUUGUUAUAGCAACACCUGGCAGAAUCUUGGACUUGAUAAAAAAGGGCAUAGCCAAAGUGAAUAAAGUUCAGAUGAUGGUUAUGGAUGAGGCUGAUAAACUGCUCUCUCGGGACUUUGUGGUUAUUAUUGAGGACAUCAUUGGUUUCCUUUCAAAGAACAGACAGAUUCUGCUCUAUUCAGCCACAUUCCCCAUCAGUGUACAGAAGUUCAUGGCAAAGCACCUGCAGAAGCCCUAUGAGAUUAAUCUGAUGGAGGAACUGACCCUAAAAGGCAUUACGCAGUACUAUGCUUACGUCACAGAAAGACAGAAAGUCCACUGCCUUAACACACUGUUCUCCAGGUUGCAGAUAAAUCAGUCCAUCAUCUUUUGUAACUCUACUCAGCGAGUGGAGCUUUUGGCCAAGAAGAUCACGCAGCUGGGCUGCUCCUGCUUUUACAUUCAUGCUAAGAUGAUGCAGGAAUACAGAAACCGUGUUUUCCACGACUUCAGAAAUGGGCUCUGCAGGAACCUCGUUUCCACCGAUUUAUUCACUAGAGGCAUCGACAUCCAGGCAGUAAAUGUGGUCAUCAACUUUGACUUCCCCAAGAAUGCAGAAACAUAUCUGCAUCGCAUCGGACGCUCAGGACGGUUUGGACAUCUGGGUUUGGCAAUCAAUCUCAUUACGGCUGAGGAUCGUUUUAACCUGAAGACCAUUGAGGACCAGCUGAUGACAGACAUAAAGCCCAUUCCCGGUAGCAUCGAUAAGAGCCUGUAUGUGGCAGAGUUUCACUCUGUGAACCCUGACUGUGAGGCAGAGGCAUCUCACCCUGGCGGAGGGUCUGAAGCCCAUUAGGAAGCACCAUUAGAGAGCAGGAUAGUUGGAGAAACUGAACCUGACUUUUGCACAAACCAGUUACUUCUCUGCUCGUAUCUUUCAUCAUCUUUUCCAGCUCCACAGUUUUUUUUUUCUUUUUUUUUUUCAUUCAUUGUUCAUUUUUAGGGGGGUUAUACCUCUUUAUAAAUGACCAGUUGAGACAUGCAAGAACAAAAACUAAACAUUCAGAGAAAGGUUCCUAUUUGAUAGAAAACAAUAAACAAAGGUAUUGGUGAACAUA